CCGAGAACCACGACGCUCCUUCGUGACCACUGCCGACACGCUUACUGUAUACUCCCACCCUCAUCAAUCCCAGAAAGACAUUGGCAUGGACCCACAAUGGUCGACAAUGACGGGACUACCCUAUCGCAACAACAAGUCCAUCGAUCAGAAGCGUCGUCAGUUCAUGAACCGUGCUACGGUCACUCCCUUGUUGUCUAGGAUACUAUACUGUACAUGGAGUAACAAAAUCAAUAUACAGUUUGUCCAUCUCAGCCUCCUACGUAGAUCGAUAGUCAUGCACACGAUGCAGAGAAGCUUCGGCUCAAAUGAACCGCAACUCCUGCGCUAUCAGGUCCUAGGAUGCUGACGCAAACAUGAGCCACCGGAGCAAAAUGUCUAUGUGAUCCGUCAUCCACCUCGCACACGUUUCCAUCUAACAUGUCCUGUGUGGCUGACUUUAUGUCUUCAUCCGUCGCGGCACCUUGACGUCCGAUACCGCGGCGAAUCCAACGCUGGAACUUCAAGUGACUGUCCCGAUCCGGAUGUGUUGCUACCCCGGACCGCCUUCUUCCGCCCUCGCUAUGCGCCGCAUGGCGGCCUUGCUUCCAGCGUCCCGGUUUUGGCCCUAGGAGAGACGACCCAAAAGGAGAUAAUGCGACCUUGACAGUGACAUUGUGGCUUCUUAUAUGUCCAGAAACGAUCAGGACCACCCUUUAAUGAGCUUUCCACAUGUUCAACCUCAUGCCUUCUCAGCCCUUGGAGAGAGUGGCGACCCGCCAUGAAGUAGUACAUAUAUGGACGACGCGCUUCCUACUCGUGGGAUAUCAAUAUCUGCGAGUCUGUAGGCCCCUUCAAGCUUAUAAACUCCAGUAGUUCGGUGUCAUUCAGCCAGACAAGAUGAAGGUCCUCUCCCUCCUCGCCGCCGCCUCUGCGGCCUCAGCCCACACCAUCUUCGUCCAGCUCGAAGCCGACGGCACCACCUACCCGGUCUCCUACGGAAUCCGGACCCCAUCCUACGAUGGUCCCAUCACCGACGUGACCUCCAACGACCUUGCUUGCAACGGCGGCCCCAACCCCACCACUCCCUCUGACAAGAUCAUCACCGUCAACGCCGGCAGCACCGUUAAGGCCAUCUGGAGACACACUCUCACUUCCGGCGCCGACGAUGUCAUGGACGCCAGCCACAAGGGCCCUACCCUUGCCUACCUCAAGAAGGUCGACGACGCCUUGACUGACACUGGUAUCGGCGGUGGAUGGUUCAAGAUUCAAGAAGACGGCUACAACAACGGCCAAUGGGGUACCAGCACCGUCAUCACCAACGGUGGUUUCCAGUACAUCGACAUCCCCGCCUGCAUCCCCUCAGGCCAAUACCUCCUCCGCGCCGAGAUGAUCGCCCUGCACGCCGCCUCCUCCACCGCCGGCGCCCAACUCUACAUGGAAUGCGCCCAAAUCAACAUCGUCGGCGGCACCGGCGGCACCGCUCUCCCCUCCACCACCUACUCGAUCCCCGGCAUCUACAAGGCCACUGACCCCGGUCUGUUGGUCAACAUCUACUCCAUGAGCCCAAGCAGCACUUAUACCAUUCCUGGCCCGGCCAAGUUUACUUGCCCGGCUGGAAACGGUGGUGGUGCUGGUGGUGGUGGUUCUACCACUACUGCUAAGCCGGCUAGUAGCACCACCAGCAAGGCGGCGAUUACCAGCGCGGUCACAACGUUGAAGACGAGCGUCGUUGCUCCUCAGCCUACUGGUGGUUGCACGGCUGCGCAGUGGGCGCAGUGCGGUGGGAUGGGAUUCUCGGGGUGCACUACUUGUGCGAGCCCGUAUACUUGCAAGAAGAUGAAUGAUUAUUAUUCGCAGUGCUCGUAAGGAAGAAAUCUUGGGCACGACGAUGGUGAGUGAGGAUGAGGUCGGUUGAGGUGAGACGGGGUGGAUGGGAAGUGAGGGGUUGGUUGUUACGUGUAUAUACAUAGUGUUAUACGAAGAA
This is a messenger RNA of Neurospora crassa OR74A, 1963 nucleotides long. RefSeq names its product endoglucanase II (gene gh61-1). Gene Ontology annotation, molecular function: cellulose binding. Lineage: Eukaryota; Fungi; Ascomycota; Sordariomycetes; Sordariales; Sordariaceae. The record is from RefSeq and is a predicted model, not a curated record. Gene Ontology annotation, cellular component: extracellular region. The coding region runs from base 877 to 1845 and encodes 322 amino acids. Gene Ontology annotation, biological process: carbohydrate metabolic process. The transcript has 4 exons.